AUGAGAAGCUUCUUCUUGUUGGCGGCCCUGGCCUUGGGGGCUGCUGCUCAAACCUGGACAAGCUGCAACCCUCUCAAUCAGACCUGCCCACCAGAUACGGCCCUCGGCACGGAGCACACAUGGUACAUGAAUUCGACGUCCAAGAUCGACACGGACAUCUGGAACAUGACCAACAGCAUGCCACCGACAUACACCGACGACGGAGCAGACUUCACUCUUUCCAAGGAAGGCGAGGCAGUCCUAGUCACUUCUAACUUCUACAUCUUCUUCGGAGUGGUCGAGUCAUGGGUCAAGAUGUCACCCGGAGUGGGUAUGAUCAGCAGUGUCGUGCUCGAAUCCGACGACUUGGACGAGAUUGAUUGGGAGUGGGUUGGCAACGACACCAACUCGGUGCAGACCGACUUCUUUGGAAAGGGUAACACGACCACAUACGGCCGCGGUACUACUUUCCCUGUGGAGAACGCUGCCAGCGAGUGGCACAACUAUACCACCUACUGGACCUCGGGCUAUCUGGAGUGGUGGGUUGACGGCCAAUUAGCCCGCAACCUCACGUACGAUGAUCCUUUGACGCUCGGGGGUACUAACUACCCCCAGACUCCCUGUCGGAUCAAGGUCAGUAUCUGGCCCGCGGGUCUGCCUGGUGUCAGCAAGUGGACGAUCCAGUGGGCUGGUGGUUUGGUCAACUGGGAUGAGGCGCCGUUCACCAUGAGUGUCAAGAGCAUCCGGGCGAAGGACUUUCACUCCGGCAAGGAAUACAUUUAUGGCAACAGGAGUGGCUCCUAUCAGAGCAUCAAGGUUAUUGACGGAAACUCAACCAUCGCCGACGACCUUAACAAGAAGCCCUCUGAGUCAGUAAGCGAUAAGUGGAACAAGCUCCCAGAAGGCGCUCAUAUUGGCGUGUACGUAGCCGCAGGUGUCGUUGGCGCCAUUGCCGUGGCCGGGUUUCUCUUCUGGUGCUUGCGUCAACGUCGCAACGGCCGCCUUGAGAACGCCCUCGGUGACAACCAGCAUGCCAACGAGCGGGACGAAAUGCAGAACUACCAGAACGACUGGAAGCAAAGCGAGUGGAGGGCCACAGAGUGGAGGAACAGCGGCUACGGCCAGAUCCGAUCAUAG
This is a messenger RNA of Penicillium chermesinum, 1116 nucleotides long. RefSeq names its product glycoside hydrolase family 16 protein. Gene Ontology annotation, biological process: carbohydrate metabolic process; fungal-type cell wall organization. The record is from RefSeq and is a predicted model, not a curated record. Gene Ontology annotation, cellular component: fungal-type cell wall. Gene Ontology annotation, molecular function: glycosyltransferase activity; hydrolase activity, hydrolyzing O-glycosyl compounds. The transcript is spliced from 2 exons. Bases 1 to 1116 code for a protein of 371 amino acids. NCBI's taxonomy places the organism in Eukaryota, Fungi, Ascomycota, Eurotiomycetes, Eurotiales, Aspergillaceae.